GCGCUAUGACGGCCGCGGAGGCCCGGGGAACGGACCGCGAGGGGCCGUGCACGCCGGGGCUCUGCGUCCUCUGCGGCCUGCCGGCGGCGGGAAAAUCGACUUUCGCGCGGGCGCUGGCCCGCCGGCUGCGGCUGGAGCGGGGCUGGGCGGUGGGCGUCCUCUCCUACGACGACGUCCUGCCGGAGGCGCCCCCGGACGGGGCGGGCGCGCGGCCGCCGCCAUCUCAAUGGAAGACACUUCGACAGGAACUGUUGAAGUAUCUGGAAUGCUUCUUGAUGGUUGUCACUAAUGGAGGUCAAAUGUCUGCCCCAGCUAACAUUGCUGAAGCCAUGUGGGAAGAUUUCAUAACCUGCUUAAAGGAUCAAGAUUUGGUAAUUCCAGUAGUAUCUGAGGCCCAGUCUUGCUACGUCUUGGCAAAAACUGUCAUUUCCAGACCUUUGCUUUUGGUUUUAGAUGACAACUUUUAUUAUCAAAGUAUGAGAUAUGAAGUCUACCAACUGGCUCGAAAAUAUUCAUUAGGCUUUUGCCAGCUCUAUUUAGAUUGUCCUUUGGAGACCUGUUUGCAGAGAAAUUGCCAGAGACCGAAGGCAGUGCCUAACGAGACCAUCCACCUGAUGGGAAAAAAGAUAGAAAAACCUAACCCUGGGAAAAAUGCUUGGGAACACAACAGCUUCACAAUUCAGAGUCCAGCAUGUUCUAUGGAGGCCAGCCUUGAGGUGACUGAUGUAUUGCUUACUGCUUUGGAAAAUCCAGUAAAACACAUUGAAGACAAUGUGGAACAAAAGGAAACAGACAGAAUAAUUUGUUCUGCUAACAUUCUUCAUAAAGUGGAUCAGGCACUCCGAAGAACUGUCUCUCAGACCAUGAAGGAAGCAAAAGAUGAGCAAAUACUUCCUAACAACUUGAAGCUUUUAGCAGAAGAUCUCAACAAGCUCAAAGCAGGAUUUUUGGAAGACCUAAGACAAGGAAACAAAAAACACCUGUGCUUCCCACAAACCACUGACAUAUCAGAUGUCAUCUCUUCUUUUUGUAAUGAGAAAGACAACAUCAUGCAAAAGUAUUUUUCAAAGCAACAUUAAAAUUUCUGAAUUUCCAGUAAAAUA
Dipodomys spectabilis (banner-tailed kangaroo rat) is the source of this 1103-nucleotide messenger RNA. It is a transcript of the gene Pstk, whose product is annotated as phosphoseryl-tRNA kinase. The transcript has 6 exons. Lineage: Eukaryota; Metazoa; Chordata; Mammalia; Rodentia; Heteromyidae. The coding region runs from base 6 to 1079 and encodes 357 amino acids. The record is from RefSeq and is a predicted model, not a curated record. Gene Ontology annotation, molecular function: kinase activity; tRNA binding.